AUGCCGUCUCCGUUCCUGACCCCCGGCUCAUCUGCAGGGCCCGACAACAUCGCCCUCCUCCAUCUGCGACGCGACCAGACCAUCCCGACGAUCCUUCGAACCUACGAUGACCAGAACCUGGGCUACAAGGAAGGCAAGGUGUCCAACACACGCUUCGGUUCAUUCCCGCAUAGCACUCUUAUUGGACAACCAUGGGGCUCCCAAAUUCCCGCUUCCAAAGUCGACACCGGCUCGCGCGGCCGGAAGGGUCCUACAAAGCGCAAAGCUGAGGAGCUCGAUACACCGGGCACGACAACCGGCGCCGAAGAUGACACGUCCUCUCUCAAAACGCCAGUCGCUGCUGGCAGCGGCUUCCUCCAUCUGAUGUAUCCCACCCCCGAAUCGUGGACAUUGUCACUCCCGCAUCGGACGCAGGUCGUCUACACCCCAGACUACAGCUACAUCCUCCACCGGCUCCGCGCGCGAGCAGGAGGUACGGUCAUCGAAGCAGGUGCGGGCAGUGGCUCGUUUACCCAUGCGGCCGUGCGUGCCGUCUUCAACGGAUAUCCUCAAGAACAGCUGGCGAACAAGAAGCAGCGAUUGGGAAAGGUGUGCAGUUUUGAGUUCCACGAGCAGCGAGCGGCAGCUGUACGACAGGAGAUCUCGGAUCAUGGUUUGAACGGGCUGGUGGAGGUCACGCACCGCGAUGUCUACGAGGACGGGUUCUUGCUGGGUGACCCCAAGACCGGCAAGUCUCCCAAGGCCAAUGCGAUCUUCUUGGACUUGCCUGCUCCCUGGCUCGCCUUGAAACACCUUGUGCGCAGGCCAGCUUCUGGCGCCGAGUCUCCGUUGGACCCGGGCUCGACUGCGUACCUCUGCACCUUCUCUCCUUGCCUUGAGCAAGCUGAGCGCACCAUCCGCAUUAUGCGCCAGCUGUCAUGGUUGAACAUUUCGAUGGUCGAGGUCAACCACAACCGCAUCGAUGUGAAGCGCGAACGUAUCGGCUUAGACUGUGAAGGUAUCCGCGGCGCGACAGUAUACCCCAGGACCGUGGAAGAGGCAGUAGUGAAGCUCCAGGAAGACGACCAGCGCGCCAAACGGCUCCGCCAGGCCCAUUAUGACGGCAAGGAAAAUGACCCGGAAAUUCAAGAAUUUAAGGCCAGAGCUUCCAAGGACUCAUCCGCCCAGACUUCUUCCGCACCAUCAUACAGCCAGGGCCGCUUGAUUCACCGCUCAGAGCCGGAGUUGAAGACGCAUACUUCUUACUUGGUAUUCGCCGUUCUUCCCCGUGAGUGGACAGAAGAUGAUGAGCAGAAGUGUCGCCAGCAAUGGCCUUCUCAGAAGUUGGACGCCCCCGAGCCAAAGAGUGGUAAGAGCAGGAGGCAGGCCAAGAGAGAGGCUAAGGAGAGGUGCUUGCAGGAAGUUAAAGCAGAAGAACAGGAGCAGCCAGCAGAAGAGAAGAAUGAGGCAUGA
Messenger RNA from Penicillium cinerascens, 1452 nucleotides. RefSeq names its product tRNA 1-methyladenosine methyltransferase subunit GCD14 (gene trm61). The record is from RefSeq and is a predicted model, not a curated record. Gene Ontology annotation, biological process: tRNA methylation. Gene Ontology annotation, cellular component: nucleus; tRNA (m1A) methyltransferase complex. The coding region runs from base 1 to 1452 and encodes 483 amino acids. The transcript has a single exon. Lineage: Eukaryota; Fungi; Ascomycota; Eurotiomycetes; Eurotiales; Aspergillaceae.